This is a messenger RNA of Epithele typhae, 1221 nucleotides long. RefSeq lists its product as uncharacterized. Bases 1 to 1221 code for a protein of 406 amino acids. The record is from RefSeq and is a predicted model, not a curated record. The transcript is spliced from 7 exons. Lineage: Eukaryota; Fungi; Basidiomycota; Agaricomycetes; Polyporales; Epitheliaceae.
AUGCUACUACAAGACAAAGCGAAAGCAGGCGAGAGGGAGGGUGAGGCAGAGGACGAGGGCGAUGCGGGUGCAGGGGAGGACGAUGCGGAGGAGGGGAGCGACGCGGGCGACACGGAGGGCGGGUGGAGGUGUGCGGCGUGGAGGCAGGCGGCGCAAGCGGAGCAGGCGGGCGGAGAGCAGUGUGGAGGCGGGCGAUGCACACAGGCACAGGAGGGUGUUCGGGCGAAUGUGGGCAGCGGAGGGGCGGGCGACGCACGCGACGUGGAUGCGGGCCGCGCGAAACCGGGUGUGUGGGCGGACAAGGUCGGGCGGGCGGAGGAGGGUAGCGCGGAGACUGGCACGGGCAUGCGGGCGGAGGCAGGUAGCGUGAAGGUGGGUGAUGCAGGCGGGGGGCAGCGUGAAGGGAGGUGGGUGAUGCAGGCGGGGGGCAGCGUGAAGGGAGAGGGCCAGCAGGAGGAGGCUGAGGGCCUGGACGAGGCGGAGGAGGAGGUGGAUCCUCUGGAGGUGUGGAUGCAGCCGGCAGGGUGGGCGGAGGACAACAUGGAGGUCGAGGUCGAAAGAGGAGGGGGAGGGGAGUUGAACGAUGUCACCAGGAGGCUGAAGGCGGCGAGGAUGGCGGAAAGGAAAGACGUGGGCGAUACAGACGAGGGUGAUGAUGUGGAUGAGGGAGACACGGAGAGCAGGGACGCGGCGGAGGAGGCGGGGGGCAGGGACGCAGCGGAAGCGGGGAAAGUCAACGCGGCCAGAGGGCGACGCGAUGCGGAGCUUGGCGGCGAGGCGGAGGAUGAGGGCGACACGGAGGACGAGGGCAAGGUGGGCAAGGACGCAGGGAGCAGAGGGGAGGACUCACCAGGGGAGAUCAGAGCCGCGGGCGACUUGGGGGCAAGGGCGUGGUGGGCGACGCAGCCCUGGCCCUGGCCCUCCGCCUCCUCCCGCGAGCCCUCCGCGUCACCCUCCUGUGCCUCCACGUUGCCCGCAUUCGCGUCGCCCAUAUCUGUGUUGCCCGCGUCCGCGUCGCCCUCAGCCGCCCCAUUGCAGUGCUCCGUCUCGCCCGCCCGUGUCACCAGUGACCUCAACCGCGUCCACGUUGCCCGCCGUGUCCGUCUGCGUCGCCCACAUCUCGCCGCGUCGCCCACAUCACCCCGCUUAGUCCCCGUCUCAACGUCCUUGUCGCCCGCGUCGCCACUUCGCCCGCGUCUCCAGUUCGCCCGCAUCGCGUGA